Molecule: messenger RNA, 1998 nt
Organism: Saprolegnia diclina VS20
Lineage: Eukaryota; Oomycota; Saprolegniomycetes; Saprolegniales; Saprolegniaceae
Exons: 1
Coding region: 107-1843 (578 amino acids)
Source: RefSeq, a predicted model, not a curated record
CACGAAGCCGCCUUGGAGCACCUUGGCUUUGUCUGGUUCAAGCGCUAAGACCGCGCGAUCGCCCGCUGCAUCGACGCAUCUUCGCGCAACAAGUAUUAUAUAAUACAUGACGGCGUACAAGCACGUGCUGGCGGCGCUCACGCGCUUCAACGCGCUGCACGGCCAUCUCUGUGUGCCACCGCGCUUCGCUGUGCCCAAGGACGAUGCGUCAUGGCCCAUCGCCCUGCGCAACGUCGACCUCGCCCAUGCGCUGCACACGCUCGAGGUGCAUGCGUACGCGCUCUCGACGGCCGAGCACACGACGGCCCAUGACCUCGGCGUCGCGCUCGACGCCCCGCUCUGGGCCGACGUCUUCAAGAUGCUGCGAAUCUACAAGAAGAUGAAUGGCGCUGCCGAUGUGCCCAUCGACUAUGUCGUGCACGCCACGCGCAAGCGCGGCGCCGACGAAGCGCCGAUCUGGCCAUCGACGUACGACGGUGUCAAGCUCGGCGAGGUCGCGCGCCGUGUGUGGCUCCUCUCGGCGCAGCUGCCGUCGCACCGCCAGGACGACCUCGCCGACGUCAAGUUUGCCUUUGAUACGCCAACGUCGUGGGCGAACGUCUUGCGGGGCAAAGCUGCGUUUGUAGCUGUCUACGGCUACGACGACGUUCCGGCGUCGUACGUUGUCCCAUUCGACGACCCGACGAUGCCGAUCGAGUGGCGCGGGUGCCGCUUGGGCCACUACCUACGACUGCACCGACAGUCGACAGGUCGCUCCUUUCGACCGAGCGCCGAGCCCCUCUACGUGCUGGCGGCUCGACCCAACCUGUCGCACCUCGAUCGAGUCGUGCUCAGCCUCCAGAUGUACGCGAUGCUGUGCGGUGACACGCUGGUCCCCCCAGCGUUUGUCGUGCCAGAGUUUAGCUCGCGCUGGCCCGCACCUCUCGGUCGUGUUGCUCUCGGCGACGCGGUGGCCUCGCUGCGAGCCGACGGUGGCGCUCUCUCGGCCCUCGAGCGCGCUGCUCUCAACGAUGCUGGCUUUGUGUGGGAUCCUCCCGCCGCAGCAAGGUGGCCCAAUGUUCUAGCCGCGCUCUCCAAGUGGCGUGACGCGCACCGGGACAAGCCAUUUGAUGACGCGUUUGUGUGUCCGCUCGAGUGGCCCGCAGCGGUCGCAGGUCAACCGCUCGGGUACCUCGCGACGCUGCUCGAGGUCCACGACGACUUUAGCUCGGACGCCCAACGGCGGGCGGUGCGACUACAUCGUAUCGAUCUCGACGCACGCUGGUCGGCCAAGCGCGCGGCUCUCGGGUUCUACUACGUGCUGCACCAGCACUCAGGUGUACCAAGCGACUUUGUCGUACCGUCCGAUGGAGGUUGGCCACCGGCGGCGGCUGACAUGCCCCUCGGCGCUGUUGUUCGAUGGCUCCGGCAGGUGCCGCUUGCCGCAAUGGUGUAUGCAAGGCGGCGAGAGCUCGAAGCGCUUCAGUUUGAGUGGCUGUCGGCCAAGCCAGCGAUGGCACCCGAGUUUACCGAGACUCGAGCCGAGUUGGCCAACGCCUCUGAUGCGUUCAAGGUCAACAAGUCACCCAACACCGAGGCGUCGGUGCAAGCUACAGAGGCGAGGGAAGAGGACGUGGACUGGGUCAAGUGGACGAUGGCGCUGACAACGUUCAAGAUGCUGGACGGCCACAUUGACGUGCCGGCAGAGUAUACUGUUCCAACGACCGAUGCUCGGUGGCCUCCGCCGCUGCACGGAUUCCCCCUCGGGGCGGUGCUCGCCGACGUCCGAUCUCGCGUCGUCGCACCGCCAACUUGGGUUCGCCACCAAGUGCAGCACAUGGGAAUGACCUUUGACGCCUCUUAGUCAUCGAGCUCGUCGAGCCUAGAGCGCUGGCAAACCGCCGUCUUGUGUGUUAGGAUACCCGAGUGUACUACUUCGUCAUCGUACUGUAAACCUGCGGACUAGCCACAGUCGACAGAGAGAUGAAAGACAACUUGACCACUUUGCAGUAUUGCCCA